Messenger RNA from Lycium ferocissimum, 1434 nucleotides. Its product is annotated as probable ethanolamine kinase. Gene Ontology annotation, cellular component: cytoplasm. The record is from RefSeq and is a predicted model, not a curated record. The transcript has 11 exons. Gene Ontology annotation, biological process: phosphatidylcholine biosynthetic process; phosphatidylethanolamine biosynthetic process. Lineage: Eukaryota; Viridiplantae; Streptophyta; Magnoliopsida; Solanales; Solanaceae. Gene Ontology annotation, molecular function: choline kinase activity; ethanolamine kinase activity. Bases 100 to 1239 code for a protein of 379 amino acids.
GAGACAAAACUUCUGGUUCAUGUAAAUCUAAUCGAAGAAAGCAUUGGAAUUAUUAGCUGCAAAAGAGAGUAUUAUAAAUAUUAGUGGUAGCAAAGACAUAUGGGAGCAGUAAAGAAGAUCUGGAACGCCAUGGAAGUAGCAGAUGGAGCUCCCAACACCAAAUUUGCAUCUACGCCCCUCACCGUCGAUCAUACUCUCUCUAUUCCCCACAUGAAACCUCAAAUCGUAGAACUGUGCAAGGACUUGUUUAACCGAUGGUCAUGUCUGGAUGAUUCUCACUUCUCUGUUGAGACGGUGUCUGGUGGCAUCACAAAUUUAUUGCUAAAAGUAUCUGUAAGAGAAGAUGAUGGAAAGAAUGAAAGUAUGACAGUUAGGUUAUAUGGUCCUAAUACUGAAUGUGUCAUUAACCGUGAACGAGAACUGCAGGCAAUUCAAUACCUCUCAGCGGCUGGGUUUGGUGCCAAGUUGCUUGGAGUAUUUGGGAAUGGCAUUGUUCAGUCAUUUAUUGAUGCACGCACUUUAACACCCUCAGACUUGAGAAACCCCAAGCUUGCUACUGAAAUUGCAAAGCAACUUCGAAAGUUCCAUCAGGUGGAAAUUCCGGGCUCGAAAGAACCUCAAGUAUGGAAUGAUGUGCUCAGGUUCUUCAUGAAAGCAUCAACUCUCCAAUUUGAUGAUGGUGAGAAGAAGAUAAAGUAUGAGACAAUUUUAUUCCAGGAAGUUCAUAAUGAAAUCAUAGAACUCAAGGAAUUGACGGACCGUCUUAAUGCCCCGGUGGUGUUUGCGCACAAUGACUUACUCUCUGGUAAUCUGAUGCUUAAUGAGGAUAAAGGAAAGCUGUAUUUCAUUGAUUUUGAGUAUGGAUCUUACAAUUAUAGGGGUUUUGACAUAGGGAAUCACUUCAAUGAAUAUGCUGGCUAUGAUUGUGAUUACAGCUUAUAUCCAAGUAAGGAUGAGCAGUUUCAUUUCUUCAGGCACUAUUUGGAUUCUGACCAACCGAAUGAGGUAUCUGACAAGGACCUUGAUGCCUUAUAUGUCGAGAGCAGUAGUUACAUGCUAGCUUCACAUCUAUACUGGGCUCUCUGGGCUUUGAUCCAGGCGAAAAUGUCACCUAUCGAUUUCGAUUACAUCAGUUAUUUCUUCAUGCGCUAUAAUGAGUACAAGAAGCAGAAGGAGAACUGUUUCGCUUUAGCAAAGUCAUAUCUCUCAAAACCCGAGCUAGGUGAAAGAUUCAUUUAGCACAGUUCCAGAAACUCUUAAAAGUUAUCAAUUGAAAUUGACACGGAUAUUAAGAUUUUAUUAGUUGCAAACAGAAAAUUGUUGCUGUUGUAACCUCGUCGGACAAUGCAAUAAUAGUUCUUUGUCGUUUUCUUUUUCUGCCAAAGGCAUGUAGAAGUAUCGUUUGUGAUGGUAAAAUUUAUUGUUUGAACAUAA